AUGUCGCGCAUUUCGGAAACUAAGGAGGCUCAAAGUGAGUCUUAUUAUUUACCUCACCACGCCGUCUCCAAGCAAACAAGUACCACCACGAAAUUACGGGUGGUAUUCGAUGGUUCGGCAAAAACAAGCACGGGUAUAUCUUUGAAUGAUAGUCAAAAGGUAGGCCCAACAGUUCAGAGUGACCUCACGUCAAUUUUGAUUAGAUUCAGAACACACCGCUACGUUCUAUCCGCUGACAUAGCCAAAAUGUAUCGGCAGGUAUUAGUAGAUUCUCGCGAUAGACCGUUUCAGCGAAUUCUGUGGCGGACAGAUCCGCGAUCACCAAUAGAUUGCUAUGAACUGAACACCGUCACUUACGGUACAGCGUCAGCCUCGUUCUUGGCAACGCGCGUGCUCAAACAAGUAGGCUUAGAGUGCAGUUCAGAGUUCCCGCGUACUAGUAGGAUAAUCAUAAACGAUUUCUAUGUUGAUGAUUUGGUAACCGGGACAGAAACGAUUGAGAACGCGAAGGAGAUCAGGGAGGAAAUCUCUAAGAUAUUGGUAGCCUCCGGUUUUGAAUUACGCAAAUGGGCGAGCAACUGCUCGUCCAUCUUGAAGAUCGCGGACGGAGAUAGUGAUAGGCAAUUUAAUAUAGACAAAGCUCCGAAAACACUCGGUUUGAAAUGGUCGCCUGCGGAAGACCAGCUCAGCUACAACGUGCGACCAUCGGUUAAUAAACGUUACACCAAACGGACGGUAUUGUCGGAGAUUGCCCAGAUCUACGAUCCGUUAGGUUUAAUCGGACCAAUAAUAAUUCGAGCGAAAUUGAUGAUGCAAGAUCUCUGGCAAUUAAGGGUAGGUUGGGAUGAAUCCCUCCCACAGGGACUGCACACGAAAUGGACCGCCUAUCGUGAUGCGUUAGAACGAUUGCCAGAUAUCAAAAUUCCGCGAUGUGCAAAAAUUAGCGAGACAGAGAGUAUAGAUCUUCACGGGUUUGCGGACGCUUCGGAAGAGGCAUACGGGGCCUGCGUAUACCUGCGAACCCAAAACACAGCAGGGGUGCGCCAAGUCAGGCUACUGUGCUCUAAGUCGCGAGUCGCUCCUUUGAAAUCUCUAUCCCUUCCUCGCUUAGAGCUAUGUAGUGCACUAUUGUUAGCGCGACUAGUGCAAGGGGUCAAGACAGCUUUGAAUUUGAUUUGCGAAAAUGAGUAUUAUUGGUCCGAUUCAAGAGUUACACUCGCCUGGAUUCAGGGUCCGCCAAAUAGAUGGCAAACUUUCGUUGCGAACAGGGUGUCGGAGAUCCAGACAUUAUGCAAAGAUCACCAGUGGAGGCACGUACCCUCGGGCGACAAUCCCGCGGACAUACUCUCGCGCGGAACCAGUCCAAGCUCGCUACGGAUCAACCGGCUAUGGUGGUCAGGACCAUCCUGGUUGUCAAAGGGUGAACGUGCCUGGCCAUCAAUCGAGACAAGCGUUAUAGAGGUGCCCGAAGAGAAGCAAAAACAGCAUCUGUUUGUAGCAACGGUAGGGGAAGAAUUCGUGCUCUUCCGCAGAAUCUCCGAGUACACGCGACUGUUACGGGUAACAGUUUAUUGCUUAAGAUUCACGAAAAACGCGAAGCUUAAGAACAGUGCUACCGGUGAAGGCAAGACAGUAUUAAUUAGCGUCAACGAGAUGCUCCGAGCCCGCGAUAGAUUAAUAUGGUUAGCGCAGCGCGAAGCCUAUGCCGGUGAAAUAGUUUCCCUAGAAAGGGAAGGGGGUGUGAGUGCGUCCAGUACUCUACGCGCGCUGGCACCCUUUUUGGACAAAGAGGGAAUAAUCAGGGUGGGCGGAAGAUUAGGAAACGCCCCAUUAGCCUUUAAAACACGGCAUCAAGCUAUCUUACCAACCAAACACCCGCUGACCGACCUCAUAAUCAGGCAUGAGCAUGUAAGGCUCUUGCAUGCAGGAGGUCAGCAGACAUUAGCCUCAUUAAGAGAACAAUAUUGGAUCAUAGCCGCAAGAAAUAAUGUGAAGAGGGUCAUUAGGGGAUGUCUCAGGUGCUUCCGAGUAAAGCCACGAGUUGCCGAAUGCGUGAUGGGACAGCUACCUACUGAGAGGGUAACACCCUUUCGCCCAUUCACAACUUGCGGGGUUGACUAUGCGGGCCCGUUCGCUACAAAAGAGCGUACGCCUAGCAAGGUCACAGUCAAGGCUUAUAUUUGUAUUUUUAUAUGUUUCGCCACAAAGGCCGUUCAUAUCGAGUUGGCCACGGACCUGAGCACUGAGGCAUUCCUUAAUUGCCUUAGAAGGUUUACAGCGCGAAGAGGUCGAUGUCGUUGCAUCAUUUCCGACAAUGCAACCAAUUUUGUAGGAGCAAAAAACGAGCUCAAACAAUUAAGCGAGCGGCUGAAUUCUCAGCAUCAUAAAAAACGAGUGACUGAAUUUCUAACAAAGCAAGGAAUAGAUUGGAAAUUUAUACCUCCUCGUGCUCCUCACUUCGGAGGACUAUGGGAAAGCGCGGUAAGACUCGCGAAAUAUCACCUUAAGCGAGUUAUCGACGAGCAAAGGCUCACAUAUGAAGAAUUAUACACGUUGCUGACGCAAAUAGAAUCCUGUAUGAAUUCUCGUCCUCUCACUCCAUUAUCAUCCGAUCCCGCAGAUUUCGAUACCCUCACUCCCGGACAUUUUUUGAUUGGCAAUCGACUGACCGCGUUACCAGAUCAUGACAUUACUCAAUUAAAGACAAGCCGACUAGGUCGGUAUCAGUUAAUUCAACAGAUGCUACAGCAUUUUUGGAGGCGUUGGCAAAGGGAAUACCUCCACCAGCUUCAGCAGAGGCACAAAUGGACACAAUCCACAUCGCCAAAGGUCACCGAAGGCGCUUUGGUCAUCGUCAAGGAGGACAACCUGCCUCCCUUGCUUUGGUCUCUUGGCAGGGUCAUACAUCUGCAUCCCGGCAAGGAUGGAGUGGCUAGGGUCGCCACCAUCAAAACAACAGAGGCGGAGUACAAAAGACCAGUGACAAAAUUGUGUCUGUUGCCGAUCCUGGACAAUGAAAGAGACUGA
Molecule: messenger RNA, 3027 nt
Organism: Habropoda laboriosa
Lineage: Eukaryota; Metazoa; Arthropoda; Insecta; Hymenoptera; Apidae
Exons: 1
Coding region: 1-3027 (1008 amino acids)
Biological process (GO): DNA integration
Molecular function (GO): nucleic acid binding
Source: RefSeq, a predicted model, not a curated record